GAAAGAUCGACGACAUAUACAUUUUCAUCCCAAAUCGUGCUCUUUUUUUUCCCUAAGCAUACUGCUUCAAUUGGAGCUCGUACGGCUGCUAGGAUGAUACGUACAGAAAUCCGUUGAAAACAGCUACAAGAUGGCACCAGCGACACCAACGUUCAGGAAACCACGCCUACAGCCUGAGCGCGGGACGCUCCUCAGUUUCUUCAAGAAAGAAACAACCUCAGUGAGAACUGGAUUCGACGUAUCCCACACACAAGUGGAAAGCGGGGUGGUUUCGGUUGAACACACGGUUGGGCCUUCAAAAGACAGUCAGGCUAGAAAUACCAGCUCCAAGCAGAAUUCUAUUCACAAAGGGAAAGGGAAGGAGAAGCAGAAAGACCAUAAUGGCUCUGUCCACGAUCCUGUUGUGAUCAGCGAUGAUGAUGAAGACGAUGUGUUGCCUGCGGCCCCACCAACAAGAUCUAAACGACGCAAAUUUUCGGCUUCUUCAAACGGAAACCAGGCGCCGCAACUACCUUCACAAUCUCCAUGUCGCCCAUCCGAGGCUCCUCCAAUGUUUGCUAGCUAUUCGGAGUUCAAGCCACCGCCUACGUGGCCUCAGGUGGUCAAUACUGCCGAUGUAGAAGAGAAUGGUAAUGAUCAAAGUAUGAUGGUCGCUGACGAGGACGAUACGAGGACACCAGAUCCUUGGGAAGGUAAAAUAGAAGAAGACGAUUCGAGUGUGGAACUGGACGAUCGCGAUCGUCCACAUAGCCCAGAAAGGCAAGAUACUCAGAGUGGUAAUGGUCUUACUGUCGGAGGAAUGGAGUGGGAAGAACCGGACGAAGGGAUGGGGAUGGAAGAUGAGGUUGACGAUGCCGACGAUGCGCAAUCCGCCAUCUCUUCAUCCAUCAAACCAUCAACAUCGAAACGUGGCCGUCGCAUCUCACCCUUCUCCUUUUCCAUCCCGAUUCCCGAACCUCCGUCUCAGUCGACGAUCAAAGGUCCCAACGCAUUCUCACUACUCAUGUCGGGGCAUAAGGAACAUGAGCAGUGGAAAGAUGCUGAGGAUGAUUUGAGGCGGGAUGGUAAACGGUACGCGGGAAGAAGAAGGGCGCCUUUUUACAAGGUUCUAACGGGUAUGCCUGUGGCAGUGGACGCUUUUAGGUACGGGGCGAUACCGGGCGUGACGGCGUAUCUCUUAACGCAUGCCCAUUCUGAUCAUUACACCAAUCUUUCCAAAAGCUGGAAUAACGGGCCCAUCUACUGUUCUCAGACGACAGCAAACCUUAUCAUUCAUAUGCUGGAAGUCGAUCCGAAAUGGGUUCAUGGAUUACCUAACGACAUGCCAUUCGAAAUGCCCAACACUGGAGGUGUCACGGUAACACCUAUUGAAGCCAAUCACUGUCCAGGAUCUUCAAUCUUCCUCUUUGAAGGUCGACAGACUGUUAACGCCGGUGAUUCAGGCUUCGCAAGUCCAUACGUAGGCAGUAAACGCGUGUUUCGCUAUCUUCACUGUGGAGAUUUUAGAGCAAACCCCAAAAUGGUCCUACAUCCUGCAAUAGCCCGUGCACCUAUCAAUACUUGCUAUCUUGAUACAACCUAUCUCAAUCCUAAAUACUGUUUCCCCCCUCAACCACUUGUGAUCAACGCGUGUGCCACGCUUGCGAGGCGAAAUGUCGUUGGCGAGUCGGACGAUGCGCCAUCCCUUGAGGCAGUGCAACAAGGUUCGGUCAUAGGAGUAUCGGGCGUGGGAAGUAUGACAUAUGGUGGGGGAAGGAAAGUCACACUUAAGACGGAGGAUGGAGGAGAGAGAGAAAUUGAGGUUGAAAUAAAGGAGGAGAAGGGUGAGAGGGAGAAACAGAUGAUGCAAGGAUGGUUGGUAAAGAAGGAAGAAGGGGUUAAGGAGGAAGUCAAGGAAGAAUUGGGGGGCGUUGGGAAAAGAGCAAAGAGUCGGACUUUGGUGGUCGUCGGGACUUAUUCCAUCGGAAAAGAAAGAAUAGUCAAGGCGGUUGCAAAAGCCAUAGGCUCCAAGAUUUAUUGCGAUCAGCGCAAAAAAGGAAUCUUGCUAUGCCAAACCGACCCCGAACUCCACUCCAUGCUUACCUCUGAUCCUAUCGAAGCCCAAGUCCACCUUUUACCUCUAGGUAACAUUCAGCUCGACCGCUUGCAAUCCUAUCUCACCCUUCUUCACCCCCAUUUCGACCGAGUCUUAGGAUUCCGUCCGACUGGAUGGAGUUAUUCUCCGCCUGCGGGGACGGAUAUGUUGCCCGAUGUGAACACUAUUAUACGGCGGGAUCAGGCGAGGAGGUUUGGGGAAGGGGAUUUAAAGACUAUGAGGGGGAGUAGUAGGAAUUUCAUGAUGUAUGGGGUCCCGUACUCGGAACACUCGAGUUUCUUUGAAUUGACCUGCUUCGCCUUGUCAUUACCAGGUGCAGACUUGAAGAUGAUAGCCACGGUUAAUGUGGGAAAUGAGAAAAGCCGCGCGAAGAUGAAAAAAUGGUUCGAAAAGUGGCUGGCUGAAAAGGCUAAACGAAAGGAAAAGGGAUUGCCAUCCACAGUCGAAUAUCGCGACGAAACAUAUUGGUAAUUAUUACUCCGUAUCGAAUUUAGGGACGGUGGAAGACAGUCUGGAUAUCCGAGAUAUCAUGUAUCGACAAGUAAUCUAUUGUAUCCUCUUGCUUUGAACCAUCAGCUAUACCUUGUUCAUGCUCAUGUAUCAUUUAU
This is a messenger RNA of Cryptococcus deneoformans JEC21, 2703 nucleotides long. RefSeq lists its product as hypothetical. The record is from RefSeq and is a predicted model, not a curated record. The coding region runs from base 131 to 2566 and encodes 811 amino acids. NCBI's taxonomy places the organism in Eukaryota, Fungi, Basidiomycota, Tremellomycetes, Tremellales, Cryptococcaceae. The transcript is spliced from 10 exons. Gene Ontology annotation, biological process: protection from non-homologous end joining at telomere; double-strand break repair via nonhomologous end joining; interstrand cross-link repair. Gene Ontology annotation, molecular function: 5'-3' DNA exonuclease activity; damaged DNA binding.